AUGAACAAAGAUACAAAUGAAAAUGGAGCUCAAUCUGCACCACAAAGACGUGCUCCCCUCCUGAAUGAGAGGAUCCUGCCAACUUUGUCCAGGAGAUCUGUUGCUACUCAUCCUUGGUAUGAUCUUGAGAUAGGACCCGGAGCUCUUCAUAUCGUCAAUGUUACUCGGAUUCAAACAUCUGCGAAUAAUGGAAAAGGUCACUUCUUCCUGGCUGUUGUUCUCUCUUUUCCUCUUCAUUUCAAUUGGCAUGUCAUUCUCUACAUUAGAUGGUUGUCGAACCUACAUCAUUCACAUGGACAAAUCCACAAUGCCAGCACCCUUCACGACCCACCACAGCUGGUACAGGGCAGUUCUUUUGCUAUCCCACCUCGAUCUGCUGGAGAAAAUGCCAGGUUUGGUGAUGACAUGAUUAUUGGUAUUGUUGAUAACGGUGUAUGGCCGGAAAGUGAGAGCUUUAAUGAGGAUGGAAUGCCUCCUGUGCCGGCACGCUGGCAUGGAGCUUGCGAAUCUAGAGUCGAGUUCAACUCUUCUCAUUGUAACAAAAAACUCAUUGGGGCAUGUUCAUUCAGCAAAGGAGUGAAGCAGGAGGGGUUGAACAUAUCAAAACCUGAUGAAUAUGAUUCUCCAAGAGACUUAUAA
Ilex paraguariensis (yerba mate) is the source of this 639-nucleotide messenger RNA. The record is from the annotation of a GenBank genome assembly. Lineage: Eukaryota; Viridiplantae; Streptophyta; Magnoliopsida; Aquifoliales; Aquifoliaceae.